This is a messenger RNA of Sardina pilchardus (European sardine), 1743 nucleotides long. RefSeq lists its product as uncharacterized. The record is from RefSeq and is a predicted model, not a curated record. The coding region runs from base 1 to 1743 and encodes 580 amino acids. NCBI's taxonomy places the organism in Eukaryota, Metazoa, Chordata, Actinopteri, Clupeiformes, Clupeidae. The transcript is spliced from 7 exons.
AUGACCAUCAAAAGCUGGGACCUGUGUCAGAAGAGAAGGAGUCCAGCUAACAACAGGAGACAAGCUGACCUUAACCUGGGACCCAUGUUGCCUGUGGCAAUGGGACAUCCUCCAGCAGUUUUACAGGCCAUUCAACCAGAGACUAGCCAAGAUGCUUCAAGACAAGGCCUUCCUAUGGAGCCAGUCCUGAGAGGAGGGACCAGUCUGUCCUUGGAACAGCCGAAGUGCUCCACAAUGCUGUUGCGAGUUGUCCUUUCUGAGACCGAGAUCAGGCGUCUUUCCAUCGAAAUCACUCCCCCUAAUGUUGAGGAACUAUGCCAGGUAUUACGUACAAAACUUGGCCUGAUAGGUGGAUUUAUUUUGCAAUUUGAAGACCCUGCGUUCAAGGAUCAGCUGACCAACCUGACCGACAUCCAAGACCUUCCUGAGGAGCGAGCAACAUUGAAAGUGCUCUUCACAACUGAUGAAGUUCUUUCGGAUUCCACAUUGGAUACAGCCAGCCUUCCAUCUGUCAGUGAUGGGGAAUCUGACUCACAGCAAUGGCCUGAGCCCUUCCUGAUUCCAGAGUUCUCCCAUGAUGUUGAACUCACACUGCAAGAAGCAAAUGGAAGAUAUGCAAAGGAUGGAUCUGUGAUGGUGGUUCCUAAAGGUAUGAAAACUGAUAUCCUGGACACACUUGCUGACAGCAUGUCAAAGAUUAGUCCCUGUCCGGAGAGGCAGCACUAUGAGAAUGUUGCCAAAGCGCUUGUGGAGAAGCAUCCCAGUCUCAAAGAGCCAGGAUCUGGAAAGGGUUGGUACGGCUGGUUCCACAGCCUGAAGUUUAAGCUUGGAAACUAUCGGCAGAAGUUAAGUGCAGCUGGAUGUCCAGAGGUGAGAGUCAACAAAAGAAAAGGAGAAGAUGCCAAGGGACCAUAUUUGAAGAAGUCAAAGAAGGGCGAGCUACACUACUGUCCAGAUCCCCCUGAAGGACUGAGUGCUGCAGACAUGGAAGAAAAGCGGAGGAUGAUUGAGGUGGAAGUUCUGAAAAAAGACCCAGAUCACAAGCAGAUAGAUGAGUUGAUGUCUGCCACGUUUUCCAAGCGCAGAAAGGAGAUUGUAGGGGAUCAACCUCUCAUCGGGGAUGUAAUGGCAAAAUGGCCUGCCAUGUUCUGUGAGAGACAGGUUCGGGCAGAGUUUAAAAGAAUUGUAGGCAUAGACCUUCUUGAGUCGUUCCUCGACGGACUUGAUGACCUGGUGCCAAGACUGCUGGAAGUGUAUAAAGCUGCGACCAAGUCUGGGAAGAAGCCGGCACUGAAAGCCAUUUUGGACUGUCUGAAGAAAGAUGAUACAAAUGAAAGGAGAAGGACUGCUGCUCUGCUGGGUCUGCCACACUACCUAUCCGAAGAGCCCUCGGACAUCAUCAGGAUGUGUGACGCCCAUGGUGAGACUCUAGCUGAAGCCAUGAAGGGUAUACAACUUGGCCUACUGAUAGGCUAUGAAGGUGACAAUCAAGACGCCUUUCCAUGUGAGGUGUUCAGUGUAGCAGUUGUGGUUGAGGAGACUGUUGUCCUUCACAACUUUGAGGAUGUGUCAUCCAGCUUCACCAUGCUUUUGGGGAUCAUCUACUGCAUAAACCUUGAGUAUCCACGAGCCAUGAAGUAUUCUUUUGAGUUCCUUCAAAGGGUGGUGAUGAAGAUCAAACCAGAUCAAGCCUCUGCCAGAGUCCACAGCUUCCGAAACAAGCUCCUAAGGUAUGAACUGUAA